ACACGACACACAAUGGCGGACAGACAGACUCCAUUUUCUAUUAGCUUGUUCGGUAGUCAGGCAGGCGAUGGUCCUCAGGAUGCUGCUGCGCCCUCGCGGGUGCAGCAAGCCCUUGUCGAGUUUAUCAUGGAGUUUACACUCGACAACAUCUUCAUUUACAGAGAUCAAAUACGCGAAAAUGUACUCUUGAAGCAGUACUAUUGCGAUAUUGACGUUGCCCACCUUAUCAGCUACAGCCCUGAGCUUGCACAUGAUCUUAAACAAAACCCUGCUGAAAUUAUACCCCUUUUCGAAGCUGCUCUCAAGACAUGCACACAACGCAUCGUGUACCCCUCACAAAAGAACAUUUCGCUUCCCCAGCACCAGCUGCUUCUUCACUCCAACGCUUCGGAGCUUUCUAUCCGCGAUCUGACUGCCACGAAUGUUUCACAACUCGUCCGCAUUCCCGGUAUCAUUAUCGGUGCUUCCACACUCUCUUCCAAAUCCACAGCCCUAGCGAUUCGAUGCCGGAAUUGCCAGCACGAAGAGAUCCUACCUGUAGCAGGAGGGUUUGCAGGAGUCUCUCUUCCGAGAACGUGCAGUAGGAAAAAAGGCGAGGGUGAGCCUGGCGAACAAUGUCCGCUAGACCCAUACUAUGUCAUGCACGAGCGCUGCCAGUUCAUCGACCAGCAAGUGCUCAAGCUACAGGAAGCGCCCGACCAGGUUCCAGUUGGUGAACUGCCGCGACACAUCAUGAUCUCGGCCGACAGAUACCUAGCGAAUCGCGUUGUUCCCGGUACGCGAUGCUCUGUCAUGGGCAUCUUCUCCAUCUACCAGCAAAAGGGUUCCAAGCGUGCAGGAAACGCUGCCGUAGCCAUUCGCAAUCCGUACAUACGCGCUGUUGGUAUCCACGCAGAGGUAGAUCACGGAAGCAAGGGCAACGCCGUCUUUACUGAGGAGGAAGAGCAAGAAUUCCUGGAGAUGAGCCGGAGGCCGGACAUCUACGAAGUCUUUUCGCGCUGCAUUGCGCCCUCGAUCUACGGGAAUCAAGACAUCAAAAAAGCCAUUGCAUGCUUGCUGAUGGGUGGUUCAAAGAAGAUCCUACCUGAUGGAAUGAAGCUGCGUGGCGACAUCAACGUGCUACUACUUGGUGAUCCUGGUACCGCCAAAUCGCAAUUGCUAAAAUUCGUGGAGAAAGUAUCGCCAAUCGCUAUUUACACAUCUGGAAAGGGUUCCUCGGCCGCCGGUUUGACAGCUUCGGUUCAGCGUGAUCAUAACACACGCGAGUUCUACCUGGAGGGAGGUGCCAUGGUUCUAGCCGACGGCGGCGUGGUAUGUAUCGACGAGUUUGACAAGAUGCGCGAUGAAGACCGAGUAGCCAUUCACGAAGCCAUGGAGCAGCAAACAAUCUCUAUCGCCAAGGCCGGUAUUACCACGAUCCUCAACUCGCGAACGUCAGUACUGGCUGCUGCCAACCCCAUCUUCGGGCGCUACGACGACAUGAAGACACCGGGUGAAAACAUUGAUUUCCAAACCACCAUUCUGUCGCGUUUCGACAUGAUUUUCAUUGUGCGCGACGAGCACGACCGCGGCCGUGAUGAGCGGAUAGCAAAGCACGUGAUGGGCAUCGCCAUGGGCGGCCGCGGCGUGGAAGAGAAUAUCCAAGCCGAGAUACCCAUUGAGAAGAUGAAACGCUACAUCACGUACUGCAGGCAAAAGUGCGCGCCGCGUCUUUCGCCCGAGGCAGCGGAGAAACUAUCCAGCUACUUUGUGAGCAUCAGACGACAAGUGCACGCUUCCGAAAUGAACGCCAACCAACGAUCGAGCAUCCCCAUCACAGUGCGUCAACUCGAAGCCAUUAUCCGUAUCACCGAGUCGCUAGCCAAGCUUUCGCUAUCCCCCAUCGCAGACGAAUCACACGUCGACGAAGCCAUCCGUCUCUUCCUGGCAUCUACCAUGGACGCUGUGAACCAAGGCGAAGGCCAAAGCUCAAAGGAGCUCAUGGACGAAGUGAACAAAGUAGAAGAGGAACUCAGACGCCGUAUGCCCAUCGGCUGGCAGGUCAACCUUUCUACUCUCAAGCGCGAGAUGGUCGACGGGAAGGGCUACUCUGAACAGGCACUUGCGCGCGCAUUGCAUGUCAUGAAUGCGCGAGAGACCAUCAGGUGGAGACACGGAAAUAGCGUUGUCUUCAGAGCCAGUGCUUAGAAGUUUCUCGCAUCACCGGAUGCUUUGCUGGAGCUCUUCUGGCACCGAAUACCGACGUUCCAGGUGUUGGGGGCACGAGUGGGGCAUCUUUGGGGAAGGGGAGAUUGCACCCAGUGUAUGUGGAUGCGGUGCCAACCAUAGUACAACUAGUAGUUUCCAUCCCGCCGGGUUCAU
Molecule: messenger RNA, 2361 nt
Organism: Exserohilum turcica Et28A
Lineage: Eukaryota; Fungi; Ascomycota; Dothideomycetes; Pleosporales; Pleosporaceae
Exons: 3
Coding region: 13-2187 (724 amino acids)
Biological process (GO): double-strand break repair via break-induced replication; DNA replication initiation; DNA replication
Cellular component (GO): MCM complex; nucleus
Molecular function (GO): ATP binding; DNA replication origin binding; single-stranded DNA helicase activity
Source: RefSeq, a predicted model, not a curated record